AUGAUUUUAGAACUAUCAAAUUUAUUAUUAAAAAAGAUAGUUAGAGAGUUGGAAGAUGACUUGGAUAGAUUGUGUCUCAGUUUGGUUUGCAAACGUUUGUUUUAUCAAAGAGAUAAUUACUUAUCAUUCAAUUGCAAAACUUUAUUAUAUAUUAAUAAAGAUCAACUAGACAAUCAAAAGAAUAAACUAUUUACAUUGAAGUCAUACGUCGAACAAUUUUUAACAUCAUUAAAUGCUAAACAAGAUUUCAGUUUAUUGGUUUGUAGUCAAAGAUUCGUUGAUAGUUUGAAUGUUUCUUCCAAAAAUUAUUACUUUGAUGAUUUCACAAGUAAAGAUCAUUUUAUCAAUCAAACAUAUGAUAAGUCGAUUAAAAAAGUUUUGUUUGAUGGAUCGUUUGAAAUUGAUGAGCAAAUCAAUGAUAAACUUAUCGAGCUGAAUGUCGAUACAAUCGAAUUCAAGAAGCUGACUACAAACAACUCAAGAUUGCCGACGACUAUUAAAGAAAUCAGAUUGGCUGUGGAGAAAUUUGGUGUCAUGGCUGUUGCAGAUUCGCUGUUACCGUUGGAACUUGAGCGGCUAGAGUUUACCGGAUCAAGUGAUGGCAUUUUUGAUCCCUUUUGGCAGACAUACGCGAUAUCACUCGAUGUUUCGAAACUACCGCGAACUCUCAUAUCGCUUAAUCUCAACUGUUACUUUGUUGGUGAUUCCGUCGACAUGUCGUCUUUCCCGCCUAAUCUAGAGGAAUUGGUGAUCUAUAACGAUAAAGUACAAUCGGAUCAAACACAGCUACCAUCGACAUUGAGAGACGUUGCGAUUUCAAACAGUUGGCUGCAGAACAUUAAACAUCUGGCAUCGUUAGAGUCACUGAAAUUGAUUACCUAUGAUGGCUUCAAAUUGAAAUCCGGCGAUAUCCCAGCGAGUGUCACUCACCUUACUCUUCACAGAAAUGAAUAUGAUGAAGCUCUAACGAUUUCUUCCGACCACCUUCCAAAGAGUAUCAAAUACCUUAAACUAGAACAUCGACAUCGUUUGAAAAACAUGAAUUUCUCCGCAUUUGAACAAUUGAAAACAUUGGAUCUAUCGAUGCUAAAUGAUGAUGAGGAUGACAUUGAUAGUAGUGACGACGACGACUAUCAACCCAACAGCUACUUCACAGCUGAUAGCAGUGAUGAUGAUUCCGCCGAUGAUGACGACAAAGAUUAUGACAAUUUUGAAAUUGGAGAACUUCCAUCGAGUCUAAUCAAUCUUUAUCUACCAAGAUAUUUCAAUCGAUCUAUCAGAGAUAACUUGGUGCUACCUGCUAGCUUGCAAUUUUUGUCGUUAGGAGAGAAUUUCAGUCAACCUCUUAUUGGACUACCAGAUACAAUCAAGUCGAUUGUUCUCAGUGAAUGGGUAUAUUUAACAAAAGACUCUAUUCCCAAUUCUGUGGAAACUAUCGAUUUUCGAUCCUAUUCCUCUGCAAUGGAUAACCUCUGGCCAGCAAAUGUUACGUCUAUUAUCGUUUCAUCGUCAUUCUUUACUUCCAACACUUUGAAAUCUUUACCAAAGUCAAUCAAUUCGAUAACAAUCGAUAGAUCUCAAUAUAGACUGAGAAGAAUAUCGGAAACAUCUUUUUUGGUUUUUGGUAGUGAUCCAACAUUCAGAAUGGAAGAGAUAAAGAGAUAUAAUGUACAGUAUACACAUCAAAAACAAAAGAAAGCGAAACUAUGGAGUGAUGGUUACAUCAAAGUCAAUGGCAGAAAAGUGAUUCUCUGCGAGUUGGACACCAACAAGAAUAUAGAUUCAAAGUUUAUAUCGGCUUCAAUGAUCUUUGAAGAGGAUGCAGAGUUUGAAACCGAUGGUUUUCUAAUAAGAAUAACAGAGAUCGUUAAUAAUAGUGCUACCACUACUACUACUAAUAGUAAUAAUAAUAAUAAUAUUAUUAAUAAUAAAAGUAAUAAUAAGAUAACAAAUAAGAAAACAUCAAUUGUAAAGAAGAAAUCUUUUAGUGUUCCAGUAAAGGCACCACCAACACAAGAACUUCAGUCAACUCAAGAAGUUAUAGCAGCCAAUAGUGAUUACAACAAUGAUCAGGAACCAGACACAUCUUCGAAUGAAGCUAUAGAAGUAUUUACAUAUCAACAACCCCAGGCAAAAAUGGCUUUAAUACAGCCAAUAAAAAAUCAACAACAGCAACAGCAACAGCAACAGCAACAACAAAAACAAAAACAACAGAAAUCACGCGACCACUAUUAUUACCUAGACAACAUACCACCAGUACAACAUAUAAAACCUACAAUACGACCAAUACAACCAAUACAACCAACACCGACACAGUCAUCACAAGUAAAACAACAAAUACAACAACCAAAUAAAUCAAUACAAACUAAUAAUAAUAAUAAUAAUAAUAUCAAACAACAAGAAAAGAAGAGUUUUUUUAAUAUACUUGCUUCAGUGUCUAGAGAUGACGAUGAUGCUUAUCUAUUUGAUGACGAUGAAGAUCUUAGUAUGUUAAAUGAAAAUGUAAAUAAUGAUAAUAAUAGUAGUGAUGAUUUGUAUUUAAUAGAUAACAACAACAAUAGCAACAACCAUGUAGAUAGUUUUAGCGAAGAUAUAAACAACAACAACAACAACAACAAUGUAAAUAAUGAUAUACAAGAUGAUAACUUUGAAUUCGAUUUUAAUGAUAAUCAUAAUAAUACAAACAACACAGCAUUAGAAAUAGAACAGCAUUUAUCACAUAAUGAAUCUAAUGAUUCAUUUGAAAUUACCGACACUCCUAACAUUAAUAAUAGCAUAAAUAAGACCAAUAAAUUAAAACCAAUAAGUAAAACAACUUCAUUUCAAUCACCAACCAAUAUAGAAUCUACAGCAAUAGUUAAUAAUACAACAGCAGCAAUAUCAACAAAAACAAACAAACUAAGUGAAAAGAGAAAGAAAUGGAAUUCACUACAUAAACCAGAUUUGAAUAACAACAACAAUAAUAAUAAUAAUAGUAUGUCUGUAGAUAGUAAAAGUAAAUCAUUGAAGAACAAUAGAUUCUCAUCACCUGGUAGUGGUGUUACUCAACAGAAAUCAAUCAGUUGGAGACACAACGAUAUUGUAUUUCCAGAUGCAAAGACCUCAGAGAUUAUCUACAGCAACAUCAUGGAGCGAUUCACAUCGAUACCUUAUCGAUUCGAAACAACAGAGUCCUACCAACUGAUAUUCUGCGAGGCAAUUCAAGAGGAUCUGAACAUCAAGCUAAUGGAACUUGCAAAUAAUCUAUAUCAAUCUUGUAUUAAUUUAAAUGAUUCAUCAAGUAAUCCGAAAUGUAAACAUGGACCAACAGUGAGAUUGAUUACAAAGAAAGGACCAAACAAAGGAAAAGAAUACUUUAAGUGUGCUGCCAAGAGAGACAACUGUAAAUUCUUUAGGUUCCUUGAGGAUGCUGAAACAAAGAAUCAACCAAUUAUUGAUAAUAGAUCUGUAUCAAUACCAUCUGAUAAAUUAACGUAUGAAACCGAACAAAUGUUUCAAUAUAGAGGAAUAUCAUUAUAUACUGAAGCUAAUUUAUAUAUAAAAGAAGAAAGAGAUAUAAAUAAUAAUAAUAAUAAUAACAAUAAUAAUAAUAAUAAUAAUAGUAGUCAAUAUAAUAAUAAUAAUAAUAACAAUAAUAGUCAAUAUCAUAGUAAUAACAAUAGUCAAUAUAAUAGUCAACAAAAAACACAACAAGGAGAACCAAAGUUGAUUUAUUUAUUAAAGUUUAUAAAGAGAAAAGAAGAUUAUGCAAAAGAUGAUAUUUGGAUUCUUAGUACAACAAAUAACUUUACAAGUAGUGCUAUUCUAAUGAGAAGUGUAUCACAUGGACCUUCUCAAAGUGGAAUGAUCGAAUUGAAACCGAUUAGCGAUGUAUCCAACAUGUCACUGACCAGUAAGAAAGUAAUAGCAAUACGUGCAAUCAAUGCAUCAACUGAAUUAUCAAUGAUAGAUAAUAUAAAAUCAACACCAAUCGAUACAUUACCAAUUGGUAGUUAUUUAAUGGAUCCGAAAUUAGAGUUGACAUCGAAUCAAGAUACCUAUGACAAGUUCUUUAUUAAUAUGACAAUGAAAGAAGGAACCGAUCUUGCCAAUGAGUAUAUCGACAAGUACCAGUUGAAUGAACAUCAGUCGCGUGUCUUAUUAGACUGUCUGGCGUGGUUUAACUUUGUAGAUUCCGAGAUGGAGAAUUUUACUCUACCAGUGUUGUUGGUUCAUGAUCAUCUCUGUGAGCUCGGUGAGAAUGAUCUCAUUCGUAUCAUGGUUUCUUCGCUUACCAACGUAGCAGUUGACCGUGUACUACUGGGUUUGAUACAAUACGGUUAUAACAACUUCAAUCGAAUCGGUAGUAUCAAGAAGAUUGCCAAACCAAUUCUACUCUAUCUAUUGAAGAAUAGAAAGGUUGGAUCGAACGGUGGUGGUGGUGGAGGUCCUGGUGGUUCCAUCGAUCUCGACGAAGAGGCAAUCAAAGAUUUGAAAUCAUUUCUAAAGACUUCCAAUCUCUCCAAAGAGGAAAGAGACAUCAUCGACGACACAAUCAAGCAAAUGGAUAACGGUACAUAUAGUAGUUCAUCAAAGAAAGAAGAUAUAAAGAAAGCAAGAGUUGUUGGUGUAACAUGUAAUUCAUCAUUAUUUUCAAGUUUAAAUGAUUGUGAAUUUCCAAUUCUAUUCCUUGAUGAGUGUAGUCAGAUGCAAGAACCACUCAGUCUAUUACCAAUUUUCAGAAGUAAAUGUCAUAAACUGUUGGCUGUCGGUGAUCCAAUGCAACUUGAACCGACCAUUCAGGCGAAAGCGUCAAGAAAACUUGUAGAUGAAGGUGGUGGACUUGAGAAAACACUCUUUGUAAGAUUAUCUGCUUAUGUCAAACCAACUAUAUUAAGCAUACAAUAUAGAUGUCAUCCAGAUAUAAGUAAACUUUCAAACAAUUUGUUUUAUAAAGGGUAUUUACAAGAUGGUAUUUUGGCAGAACACAGACCACCAUUAGUUAAAAGUUUGAAACCGAUUGUAUUUAUUGAAUCCGACGGAAGUGUAGAAGCUUUGAAUAAUUUUGGUAGUUAUUACAAUGAUAAGGAGAUCAGUAUUGUUAUGCGUAUAAUUGAUAUACUUAGGAAUGAAGGUAUACAAGAGAGACAAAUAGGUGUUAUUUGUUUAUAUAAAGCACAAGCUGAAAAGAUAACAGUAUUAUAUAAAGAACAAUUGGCAAAGAAAAAGUUACAACAACAAAAAGCACAACAACAACAGAAACAAAGAUCAAUAUUAAAUGAUGAUCCAAUUGUUGAUGAUUUCGAUAUGCUGGAUCGAGAUAAUGAGAGGUUGGAGGAGAAUGACUUUGACUUGUCAGAGGAGAACGAGCUCGACGAUGAGGCAGAGGAAGAAGAUAGUACAGGUGGUAAAAAGAGAGAUGAUGAAAUCAAGAUAAGUACAGUCGAUGCUUUUCAAGGUGCAGAAAGAGAUAUCAUCAUUCUAAGUUGCUCGAGAACAACCUCUGCUGGUGGAUUCAUUGAUAAUCACCAGAGAUUGAAUGUAGCCAUUACAAGAGCGAAAAAUCAUUUUAUCAUUGUUGGAAAGAAAUCCGCUCUAGUUUCAAACGAGACGUGGAAAACUAUUAUCAGCUCUGCUACAACUUUUAAAUCUGGAAACGACAUACUAUUACAUAGUUCCUUUUAA
Messenger RNA from Heterostelium album PN500, 5664 nucleotides. Its product is annotated as prematurely terminated mRNA decay factor-like isoform 2. Gene Ontology annotation, molecular function: zinc ion binding. Lineage: Eukaryota; Evosea; Eumycetozoa; Acytosteliales; Acytosteliaceae. The record is from RefSeq and is a predicted model, not a curated record. The transcript is spliced from 11 exons. Bases 1 to 5664 code for a protein of 1887 amino acids.